CAAGAAUACGAUGACUGGUGAAUGGAAGAAGGUUGUUGAGACGUACGAGCAACACAAAUUAUUAGCCAUUGAUGCCAGGAUCAACAAGUCAGGGGACACGGCAUUUCACGUAGCUGUCUCCAUUGCGCCCGAAGAAAAGGUUCAACAACUUGUACGUGAAAUUACCGGUGUUUCGGAGUUGGGUUUGUGGACAAAAAACAAUAAAGGGAAUACCCCUUUGCAUGUGGCAGCUUCAACGGGGAGAUUGAACAUAUGCAUCCUUCUUGCUAAUAAAGUAACUCAAGAUUUGGACAUUCAAGAUUUGGUGAUUAAAGAUUUAUUUCGUAACAAUGUCGGUGAGAGCCCUCUCUUCUUAGCCGCUUUUCAUGGUUACAAACCAAUCUUCCUUUACCUGCAUUUGCUGCUCUUGAAAGCCUCCGACACCGACAUCAAAUCAAUCGAUCCUGCCUACAGAAGGAAUGAUGGUGAGACUGCCCUUCACUGUGCAAUUAGAUGGGAGUAUUUCGACGUGGCAUAUGAGAUGCUUCUAAAGGAACCAAGUCUUGCAUAUGCUGUGAACGAGGUAGGAAUCACCCCUUUGCAUCUCCUAGCAAGUAAGCCUUCGGUCUUCAAAAGUGGUUCCCACAAUGGAUGGUGGAAGAGCAUCAUUUAUCAUUGUAUAUAUGUUGAAGACCUGAUGCCCGAAACUACUCGUCAAGAAUUGAUUGAUUCUGUCAUUAAUAAAGAAAUAGAUAAAUCUUCCGAAACCGCAGACAACAAUUUCCCAAAGAACUACCAAACAUGCAUCCACUUCUAUCAAGUGUUGCGGAGUUUAGCUCACUCUGUGAUUGAAAGAUGCAAAGUUUCUCCUCAAAAAAAAGAAAGAUGCAAAGCCCAGACUGCAGAUGUAGAGAGUCCCAAGCCCAACGUAUCGAAUGUUACUGACCAAUCAGUACAAAAAGAUUCUACAGAAUCACUUCAUCAAUUUCUUCGGAGACAUUACGAGGGCUGUUUUACCGUUUUCCAUCUUUUGUACACAAUAUUCGUCCGGAUUAUUCUGGGCCUUGGCUAUGAGGGUAUAAGGAGUAGAAAACGGAAGCAUGUAUAUUCUGUUCAAAUCAUGAAAAUUCUGAUGGAAAGUACAAGCAAAGAAGCUAAGUCCGACUUCACAAGUGGGACGAACCCUCACCAAACAAUCAACCAGCAAGACUGGAUGCCGGAGGGAUCACCACCACCAUUUCUGGACAACACAACUGAACAUGGAAACAAGAGAAACGAAACUGCUUUUACUUUAGAAGUGACUAUCAAAAAAGAAACUGCUUUAGAAGAGAAAAAGGAUGGAACAGCAGGAAAAGGGGAAACGCCUGAAAUGGCAAAUGCAGACACAACUCUACUUAUUUUACUACGAGGAAAAGGGGAAACGCCUGAAAUGAAAAAAACAGAGGCACCCAUAUUGGUUGCCGCAAGAAAUGGUAUCACGAACACGGUCGAGCAAAUACUUCAAAAGCUUCCAAUGGCCAUGAAUGACAAGAGCAAAGAAAGAACAGAGACAACCAUAUUGCUUGCGGCAAGAAAUGGUAUCACAGAAAUUGUUGAGCACAUACUCAACAAGUUUCCAUUGGCCAUUGAUGACAAGAGUGAAGGUCAAAAUAUUGUGCUUUUGGCCGCGAAGAACAGGCAAACACAUGUAUUGCAACUAUUGCUUGAGCAAGAGUUUGUGAAACGCAAGCUAAUUCAUGAAGUGGAUUGGGAUGAAAAUAAUGCAUUGCAUCUGGCAGCCCAGAUAGGAAAGCAAAGGCCUUGGCUAAUUCCUGGUGCUGCAUUGCAAAUGCAGUGGGAAAUCAAGUGGUACGAGUUUGUAAAAGACAACAUGCCGCAACACUUUUGCUAUCAAGUCAACAAGGAGGGCAAGACCCCAGAAGAAAUCUUUAGCGAGACACAUGAGGACUUAGUCAAACAGGGAGGCGAGUGGCUAAACAAAACCUCUGAAUCCUGCUCAGUUGUGGCUGCACUCAUUGCCACCGUUGCCUUUGCCUCGUCGACCACUAUUCCAGGCAACAUCAAUGAAGAAAACGGGAAACCAAACCUUGAAAGCCACUCAAUGCUCACCAUCUUUGCCGUCUCCUCACUAAUUGCCUUGUGCUUCUCCAUCACUGCCUUGUUCUCGUUUCUUGCCAUCCUCACUUCCCGAUAUGAACAAAAAGAUUUUCGUAGAGACUUGCCAAAGAAACUUUUGCUUGGCUUAACUUCUCUCCUCGUAUCCAUUACAUCAAUGUUGGUUUCUUUUUGUGCUGGACAUUACUUUAUGCUCAAGAAUAAACUAAAAGACAAGGCCUUUCCAGUAUAUGCAGCGACAUGCUUGCCGAUAGUCUUUUUUGCCAUACAACAGUUGCCACUCUACGUUGAUAUUGUAUGGGCUAGUUUCAAGAAUGUGCCCCGAUCAAGCUAUAAGGCUAUUUCCCUCUAGAGGUUUCUUCUACAUUAUAGAAACCUUUUAUUUUUAAUGUUUGUACUUUUUCUAUCAAUCGAGAUUGAUGGUGUGC
Quercus lobata is the source of this 2522-nucleotide messenger RNA. RefSeq lists its product as uncharacterized. Gene Ontology annotation, cellular component: membrane. Gene Ontology annotation, molecular function: protein binding. The transcript has 8 exons. Bases 11 to 2446 code for a protein of 811 amino acids. The record is from RefSeq and is a predicted model, not a curated record. NCBI's taxonomy places the organism in Eukaryota, Viridiplantae, Streptophyta, Magnoliopsida, Fagales, Fagaceae.